This is a messenger RNA of Giardia duodenalis, 1200 nucleotides long. Its product is annotated as Protein farnesyltransferase subunit beta. Gene Ontology annotation, biological process: protein farnesylation. Gene Ontology annotation, molecular function: protein farnesyltransferase activity. The coding region runs from base 1 to 1200 and encodes 399 amino acids. The record is from RefSeq and is a predicted model, not a curated record. The transcript has a single exon. Gene Ontology annotation, cellular component: protein farnesyltransferase complex. Lineage: Eukaryota; Fornicata; Diplomonadida; Hexamitidae.
AUGGGGCCACGAUUCAUGUUCACAAACCCAGGCUAUUCGUCGCACACUGUAAAGGAAGAAAGUGCGAUCGAUGCUUGUUGCACGGCAGAGCUUUUACACAACGAAGAUAUAACUUCUCUCCCCGUAAAGGAUCUCUGUGACUUCACCUCCAGGGAGCUUGAGAAGCCUCUUCUCUCCAUACAAGACCUAUCCAUGAGCAUGCAGCUAUAUUGGCUUUAUUGUACGCUUGCUAUCAUCAGCCCUCAAACAGCGGAGAAGUUUCACCAGAGUGUUGCCAACACGCUCCAAUCUUGGGUUAGCCCUCACUCUAGCCUUGUGGCUCCACAUAGCGGGUACCAAACGCAUGUACUGAUCAUCUUUGGGGCUACACUAUCAGCAGCAACUGCAAGACACUACAGCCUGAUGAGUAGAGAAGUUGUGCGUUCCUAUCUUAUCAGCUGUUUCAAUAAGACGCUAGGCUGUUUCUGCAGUGACGAUCAGUCUCAAGAGAAUGACAUGCGCGUGGCAUAUACAUGCGUGUCUGUGGGGUACUGCUAUAAUUUACUAGAAGAUAAAGCCCUAUUUGGGGAACCACUCAUUUCGUACUUUUUACAGGCUCAAGCAUACGAUGGGGGAUCAUGCUCAAACAAUUUUGGCGGAGAAUCACAUGGUGCAUACACGUUCUGCAGCCUUGCUGGCCUGUACAUCCUUCUUGGGUGUUCCUCUGCUGCUCUUAGGGAUAGGCUUGGAGAGCGGAGGGUUCUAGACCUCCUUCUAUACAUACACGCCAAGCAAACGAAUCAGGGGGGCUUUGCGGGGCGUAACAACAAACUCGUUGACGGGUGCUACACAUACUGGAUGAUGGGCAGUCUAUACCUUCUAGUAGGGGAUGGGGAGUUCGAAGACUUCAUGGUCAUAGAUGCAGACGCGCUCUAUAAGUAUGUGUUGCGCUGCUCCUAUGAUCGAGGGGCACCAGAUGGAAAGAGGGGCAUGAGGGACAAACCAGGAGUGCCUAGUGACGCGUAUCACAACAUGUACACCACUGCUGGAUACCUAAUACUAUUGAGACUUGCUAGCUUGGACAAGGACAAGACUCGAUAUUCUCCUGAGCUUCUAGCUGAAGUGGAGGCUCAGAAAGAACUAUUUAUGCGGCACGACCCCUUGUUUAACAUCCCGGCAGGAUCUGCAAGCGCCAUGAGAAACUUUUUCUCUCUGCACUAA